UUGAAUGUAUUUUUUUUUUAUUAAUAGUAUCGAUAUCGAUUGAUUGAUUGAUCAUAAAUGGCCAUUUAUUGUCCAAAUUGAUGGAUGGAUGCGUCAUCAUCAUCAUUUUGAAUGAAAAAAUCAAUUGAUGCUAAUGAUCAAAUGAUUUUCGAGAUGUUUUUUCGGGGUUAAAAACGAGAAAAAAUAACACACAUAAAUUGACAAUACUGAAUAAUGAAAAAAAUAAUAUUUUCAUGUCAAGGAUGUUAUUGUGUGAUCAAGAAAGCGAGAAAGAAAAAAAAAUUCAAAAUCAAAUGAAUCAUGAAACAAUUAGUAGAUCAACAUGAUACUAUGAUGAUCAUAUUGAUGAUGAUGACAGGUAAAAUUAAUUGAAUUUCGUCAUGUCAUUUUUUCAAACAAAAAAUGCUACAAGAAUGACAGAUUUGGUUUUUUUUAUUAAAAUUCAGGCCAACCAAAAAGGUCAUAAAUGUCCAUUUUUUGAUGAUGGUGAUGACAAUUUGUUGAUAAAAAUCAUUGUAAUGAAUUAAAUUGUCAAUCACAGUUAUUUGUCAAUGUAAUGUAUGAUCAUGUCCGUGAUAAUGGACUGUAGUUUAUUAUCAUCCGAUAUGAUUAAACUACGGCCAAUAACAAAACAACAACAUUUGAUAUUUGAACCAUAUUGUAUUGUUUGGUGUUCAUUAUCAUGGUUAUCAUAUUUUAUACCAUCGAUUGGUCAUAUGGCUAUCACUGAUUCAUGUGGAAAUCUUUGGGAUUUUUCAGAAUCUUUUUUUGUAUCCAAAAAUAAUUUUACAUUUGGUCCAGCGAUAAAAUUUUUACGAAUGAAUAGUGAUAAACAAAAUUAUUAUCAUCAAUGGGAUGAUGGUAUUAAACGUGCAGCAGUUAUUUAUGAUCAUAAAGUUCAUUAUAUAUUAUGGUCAAAUUGUCAUUCAUUUGUUUGUGAAGCAUUAAAUCAAAUGUCAUAUGAUGGCCAUAAUAAUCAUAAUGUUCGAUCAUUAUUAUGGCAUUUUACAUUGAAUUCUCAUUAUGUGAGCAUCUAUUCGAUUAUACAUACAUGGUCACUAUGGAUAAUUAUCGUCACCAUUCUAAUAUUACUAUUCUCUUUACCAUCAACAUCAUCAUCAUCAUCGACAACAACAACAAUUCAUAAAUUUUAGAUCUUUUUUGUUUUAUUUUUUUAUUUCUUCAAAAUUUUUCGUCUUUUAUAUUAUAAUUAUUUCCUCGAUGUUGAUGAUGAAAAUUGUGUUAUAUUAAAUUGUGGAUUGUAUUUAA
Messenger RNA from Dermatophagoides farinae (American house dust mite), 1269 nucleotides. RefSeq names its product transmembrane protein 222. The record is from RefSeq and is a predicted model, not a curated record. Lineage: Eukaryota; Metazoa; Arthropoda; Arachnida; Sarcoptiformes; Pyroglyphidae.